GCUUGCUGUCUCAUCUUCCAUCAGCAGCCUUGCACGUCUCUCUUUUAUUACUCCUGCUGACUUUGCUGAUAUAUUCUUAGCUAUUAACAAUCAAGGAUUCCAUUUUAUACUGUUUCUUUUGUUCUUAUUCCACUGAUACCCUUCCAGUCGUUGUGAUCGUCAAGCGCCCGCCCUCCCACCGAAGUGACUUGUCGACACCAUGAAGCUGUUGACCAGCCCUCUCCUUCAGUUUAUUCUCCUUCUCGCUCCAUUUUCACCAGUUGCAGCUGCCUCGGAUGAUUCGGGAUCGCACGAUGUCCUUUCGCCCUGUGUCGCACGUUCUCCGACCACUGGAUUGUACUACGAUCUGAGCUCAUUGUCUGUAUAUCCGGUACUACCAAAGGGCGGCGAGAAAACCCAUAAACACACUCGGGAUGAGAGCUGGCAUGCUAAGGGCCAUGACUACAACGCCAACUUUACGCUGAAUAUCUGCGCACCUGUCGUUGAGGAUGUUAAGGAUGUGGUGGGGGUCGAGAGUUCGAGGUGGAAGAACGUCAGCGCAUACUAUGAGAAAGAAGGCAAGGUAUACUCGAUAGGACAACAAGCAUCAGACCCCUUCUUCCGUGGUCGCAAGCUGGUCUUGAACUACACCGACGGCUCACCCUGUGCUGGCGACUUCAUCGGUAACGGCUCACGUACUAAGUCGACAAUCAUGUCUUUCCUCUGCGAUCGUGAUGCACCUGCAGCCCAGGCCACCGCAUCUUUUGUGGGCACUAUGGAUCAGUGCACGUACUUUUUCGAAAUUCGAAGCUCUGCUGCCUGCGGUGGCAUUGCGCCUGGUCCUAACGGGGACGGACUUGGACCAGGCGGCGUGUUUGGUGUGAUUGCUUUGAUUGCUAUUGCAGUAUACUUGAUUGGUGGUUGUGUAUACCAACGAACGGUGAUGCACCAGCGGGGCUGGAGACAGUGUCCCAACUUUAGUUUAUGGGCCGGCAUGUUCGAUUUUAUCAAAGUAAGUAUACUGGCCUUGUCACCGUUCAGAUUGUUCAGGUCGAUAUCGACGCGUCGCGAUUCCUAUAAAGAGUUUGGCAAUUCCAAGUUGCCGGACAUGGCUAUCAUCCUCUUCUCCUCUCUAGGCCGUCUAUUCCGUCUCAACCGAACCCCAGGCGGUGGUUACGCCAACGUGAAUGGCUCAAGUGCUGGUGGCCAACGCGGCUCCUUCAUCGGUGCAAUCGGUGGCCAACGCCGUGGCCGCAAUGACAUGGACGCCGAGAACCGACUGAUAGACCAGUUGGAUGAAGAAUGGGAGGAUUAAAGUGGUUGAAAUCGGUAUUUUUGGUUGUGGUGUUUUUGAUAGAUGGAUUGAAUGGGAUGGGCUGGACUGGUGGAAUAAAAGGAUUAUGUAUUCUGUAUUCUGGUUUUUGCAGUGUGGUUAGCUUUGCUGGUUGUUUUAUUUCCUUUUCCUUUUUCGAUUACCUUUUUUGGCUUGUCUAUGAAGCAUCUGAAGACACGUUAUCAUGAGAUUCAUCACAUCAAUGGUGCUCCAUAAACAGCGUGGGCAUAUUCUAGUAGUAGUCCCCAAUUCAAUCUCUAACAUAAAGCAAAUACUGGCAGCUUUAUUCAACAAGCAAGCAUCAUUGGUCU
Aspergillus wentii DTO 134E9 is the source of this 1623-nucleotide messenger RNA. RefSeq names its product putative vacuolar sorting receptor (Mrl1). NCBI's taxonomy places the organism in Eukaryota, Fungi, Ascomycota, Eurotiomycetes, Eurotiales, Aspergillaceae. The transcript has 4 exons. Gene Ontology annotation, biological process: vacuolar transport. Bases 200 to 1294 code for a protein of 364 amino acids. The record is from RefSeq and is a predicted model, not a curated record.